AUAUGGGUCGGGUGGCGGUAGGGGUGGCGGUGGUCGGCGCCGCUGCGGUGGUUGGCGUGACGGCACUGGUGGUCCGCCACCGCAUGAGAAAUUCCGGCCGGUGGGCCCGGGCAAUGGCGAUUGUGAAGGAAUUAGAAGACAAGUGUGGGACCCCCGAUUUGAAGCUGAAGCAGAUCGCCGACGCCAUGACGGUGGAGAUGCACGCCGGAUUAGCCUCCGACGGCGGCAGCCGACUCAAAAUGCUCAUAAGCUUCGUCGAUCGCCUCCCCACGGGCAACGAAGACGGCGUCUACUACGCGCUGGAUCUCGGCGGGACGAAUUUUCGUGUAUUGCAAGUGCAGUUAGCCGGCGGCGACGCCGACGCCGGCGCCGGCGGCAUUGUCCACCAGGAAUUCGCCGAGGCGUCGAUUCCUCCGGCGCUGAUGAGUGGAAGUUCGGAUGCACUCUUUGACUACAUCGUGGAAAAGCUCUCGAAUUUCAUCGAAGAAGAAGAAAGAAUGUUCCAUCCGCCGCCGGGGAGGCAGAGGGAGUUAGGCUUCACGUUCUCCUUCCCCGUCCUGCAAAAUUCGAUCAAUUCCGGGACACUUAUCCGGUGGACGAAGGGAUUCAACAUUGAUGAUGCCGUCGGACAAGACGUCGUAGAGGAGCUUUCGAAAGCUUUGGAGCGAAAAGGCGUAGAAAUGCGCGUCGCAGCUUUGGUUAACGACACGAUUGGGACACUAGCCGGAGGGCGAUAUACAAACAAGAAUGUUGUGGUAGCCGUGAUUUUGGGGACAGGAACAAACGCUGCAUACAUCGAGCGCGCGCAGGCGAUUCCUAAAUGGCACGGUCCGAUGCCCACGUCCGGAGAAAUGGUUAUAAACAUGGAGUGGGGCAACUUCCGGUCGACUCAUCUUCCGGUGACGGAGUACGAUCAAGCAUUGGACGCCAAAAGUCUUAAUCCUGGCGAACAGAUAUUCGAGAAGUUGACUUCGGGCAUGUACUUGGGAGAGAUUCUUCGCCAGGUUUUGGUUCGAUUGGCAGAAGAAGCUUUCUUGUUCGGCGACGACGUACCUCCCAAGCUCAAAAUGCCGUCAAUAUUAAGCACGCCGGAGAUGUCAGCGAUGCAUCACGACAAGUCCUCCGAUCUCAGAAUCGUCGACGAGAAACUCAGAAGCAUAUUCGAGAUACUGAAUACAUCGUUGAGGACAAGAAAACUCGUCGUCCGACUCUGCGACAUCAUCGCCACGCGAGGGGCCCGCCUCGCCGCCGCCGGAAUCUUGGGGGUCCUGAAGAAGAUGGGAAGGGACAGUCCGAGGGAGACAAGCGAGAAAACUGUAAUAGCGAUGGACGGCGGGCUGUACGAACACUACACGGUGUAUCGAGACACCCUCGAGAGCACGCUGAGGGAGCUGCUCGGGGCGGGAGCGGCGACGAGCAUUCAAUUCGAGCACUCGAACGACGGCUCCGGAAUUGGCGCGGCUCUCCUUGCAGCGGCGUAUUCAAAUUACCGCAGUGAAGAAUAG
This is a messenger RNA of Andrographis paniculata, 1505 nucleotides long. RefSeq names its product hexokinase-1-like. Gene Ontology annotation, molecular function: fructokinase activity; D-glucose binding; glucokinase activity. Gene Ontology annotation, biological process: glycolytic process; glucose 6-phosphate metabolic process; intracellular glucose homeostasis. The transcript is spliced from 9 exons. Gene Ontology annotation, cellular component: mitochondrion; cytosol. The record is from RefSeq and is a predicted model, not a curated record. NCBI's taxonomy places the organism in Eukaryota, Viridiplantae, Streptophyta, Magnoliopsida, Lamiales, Acanthaceae. Bases 3 to 1505 code for a protein of 500 amino acids.